GGUGAAGCAUGUGAAGCAACCGAAGUAGAUAAGAUACGAACGCAGUACUUUAGCGGCAAUUGCCGUCGGGCCCGUACUCUCUCUGCAGCCUUUGUUCGCGUCUUUACCGCAGCUGCACACACACACCGAUUGAGAAUGAUGACGAGAAAAAGAGGGUGUCUCCUGGGAGGUGUUCUUCUGCUUGUUUGUGUAGGAGUUGUCAUUGGAGUAAUCGUUUACCUCACAAACAAUCGACCCGACCCGAGCCCACUUGAAGAUCUGGUCGUUACCAUAGAAGGUCAAGGACGUGUUCGGGGUGCAGUAAAUGUCGCGUAUAGCUCGAACGUUUCAUAUUAUGCCUUCUAUGGUGUACCGUACGCUCUGCCUCCGGUCGGGGUACUAAGGUUUAAGGCACCCAGGCUACCGAUCCCAUGGUCAGGUGUAAGAAAUGCAACAGAAGAGACUGUAGAACCUUGCAGCCAGAUGAUUAAUGGGCUUUUCGCGGGCAGUGAGGACUGCUUGUACCUCAACGUCUACACACCAGCGCUGCCAAGAGAGACUAUAAACGUGAAUCUACCUGUAUACUUCUUUAUUCACGGAGGACUAUUUCAAGGAGGUUCUCCCUCCACUGAAAUGUACGGACCUGAUUUUCUUGUUCAACAAGACAUUGUAAUCGUUACGAUUCAAUACCGAGUAAACUCAUUAGGUUUCGGCAGUCUUGAUACUGAAGAGAUCCCUGGUAAUUGUGCACUGAAAGAUAUUAUCGCCGCACUGAAAUGGGUCAACAGAAACAUAGCCAAGUUUGGGGGGGACCCCAAUAAAGUAACAGUUGGGGGACAGUCAGCUGGGGGAGCAUUAGCCAGCUGGAUGACUAUAUUACCCGAGACCAAAGGUUUGAUAAGCCAGGCAAUCGUUCAAAGUGGAACGGCUUAUCACAAUUGGGCUUAUAAGGAAGAUCACAUUGAAAUGGGCCUUCGUCUAGCAUCUCUUAUAUCAGCCCAGAACGUGACAGACAUCAAAACAGCAGAAAGGAUUUUGAUGGAAACAGCAAGUGAGAAGUUAACAACUGCAACUUAUCAGCUAAUUGCGGAGAAAAUGAAGAGUCAACCGGACCUGCCUUAUCAACCAACGCCAGAGAGACGCACGGCUGUGCCCAACGGUGAACCCUUACUUGUGACCCACGACGCUGAAAGUUAUUUUUUAGAACCUCCAGCGCCUCAUGUUCCACAGAUUAUUGGCAUUUGUAACGAGGAGUGGAGGUUUUACUAUUUUAAUAACAAUCCAAAGAGUGAUCCACAGGUGGAUGAACAGCUUCUGGAAAAUCUGCAGGCUCACGUUCCAAAAAAUCUUAUUCCCUUCUCAGACUCACGAAGAGUUCUAGGUCUUUCUGAGCGAAAAGACUUUGAUUACGACGAAGUUAUUGAAAAGGUGAAACAAGGCAUUCGAAACUCAGUUUCAUCUUCAUGCAGCCUAGGUUGCGUUCUAAAAAAGUACUUCGAUGGCAUUUGGAUGGCUACAGACACCCAUCGCAUCGGAGCAUAUCUGGCAGCGAGAAACGAGACUGUGUAUCUCUUUCGAUUUGGAGUCCGAUCUGUACUCAACCAACCAUUUUCUAUUGACCCUGUACCAGAAGAUGAAAAAAAUGCUGCACAACAUGGAGACGAUUUACCAUACGCCUGGCUCUUUCGGAUACACUCUGAGAGCAGUCUCAGUGAAGAGGCUGCUUUAGCUCGGCGAAGAGUAGUUGCAAUGUGGACCAACUUCAUUAAAUACGGAAAACCGACCCCAGUGAAAACCGAUCUCCUUCCUGUCGACUGGCUUCCGAACUCACAGACAAAUCUAGAAGUCACUUUCCUGGAUAUCUCAGGGAACCUGAAACUUCGCUCAGAAUCUUUGGCAGGGGAAAUGGUGUCAUUUUGGAACGGUUUAUACAACGAGUAUCGGUCAAAUGUUGCGGUUUCUACCCAUACCAAUUCCGUUUAAACGUACCAUUUAUCUUAAUUGAUCGUCACUUCAAAAGUUUUAUGAAUAAACAAGUUAUUCUA
Molecule: messenger RNA, 2024 nt
Organism: Frankliniella occidentalis (western flower thrips)
Lineage: Eukaryota; Metazoa; Arthropoda; Insecta; Thysanoptera; Thripidae
Product: esterase E4-like
Exons: 12
Coding region: 136-1962 (608 amino acids)
Source: RefSeq, a predicted model, not a curated record